UAUUUUCAUUUUCGCCAAAUAAUUUGUGUUACGUACAAACAAAAAAGUCAUACGUCGUCACUCGUCAAAUUGUUUAUGUUUGUUAUUUUCGUACUAUAAUUAUUUUUUCGUACUAUAAUAAGAUUUCUUAAUAAAUCAUUUUCGUCACAUAAUUAAUUUUCAUUUUUAUAACUCAUGUCUAGAAAAAAAAAAUGAAUUUUAUUUUUUCUAAAAAAACUUUGCAUAUUUUUUAUGUCUUUGUAAUAGGAAUUUUUGUCAUCAAGAUUGAUUCAUUUACUGGAGAACGUGUUGGUCAUGCUUCAGUAGUUAUAGGUUCCAAAUUGUAUUUUUUUGGUGGAAUCAAAAUUAAUUCAUUUUGUUCAGAUGAAAUAUUUUAUCUUGAUGUCUCUAAAACAUUUAGUAUUGAAUCACCACCAUGGGUAGACCUUACAAUACAUGUAAAAAUGCCAUUUGGAGGUGCAAUGAAUACUGUGUCAUUAGUAACUAUUAAUGAUGAACCUAUUGUUUAUCUUUUUGGUGGAGUAAUGUUAGAUCCAAUUACAGGUGAAGAUCUAUUUGUUUCAAACACUCAUACGUUCAACCCAAAAACAUUAGAAUGGAAGAUUCCAUUUAUUAAAGGUAAAGAACCUGAAAGAAGAAAUAUACGUGGAGCUAGUGAUGAUACUGGAAAAAUUUAUAUUUUUAGUGGAUUUUAUGAUGCUUAUUUAUACUCAAACACUGUUCAUUUUUUUGACGAAAUGUUAAUUUUGGAUACGUUUAAUUCAACGUGGUCAUAUUCUACUGCACCGAAUAUGCCAAUUAGACGUGCUGGAUAUAGUGCAACUAUGUUAAAAAAUGGUGUGAUCGUAUAUAUUGGAGGAUCGAUAACUGAACAAGAACUAACAAUUAAUAUUAAUAAUAUUGUUCUUUAUGAUACAAAACUUGAUACUUGGUCAACAAUGAUUGCAACGAAUACUAGUUUAAUGGAUUCUCGUUUUUUUCAUUCAGCUGUAUUGGAUCCUGAUGAAAAUAUUAUAGUCUAUGGUGGAAGAAAAUCAAAAGUUGGUUUUGCAAAAGUUGAACCACCUGUAAUUGUUUUAAAUACUCGGAAAACUCCUUUUGAAUGGACAGCUCCAUUAAUAUCCUCGAAUGUUGAUUCUGUGAUAUCAACAAGUGGUCAUACGGCCAAUUUAAUUGGAAAUUAUAUGAUUGUAGCAUUUGGGAACAUCACCGAAUUACAUUCACAUGAUAAAAUGUAUAAUUCAAGAAUGUAUAUAAUGGAUAUAAGAAAUUAUACAUGGGUUGAAACAUUUGAAGUAAUAGAAAACACAAAAAAUAAAACAGAAGAAUCACCAACAUCGACAUCUGGAAACAUAACGAAUGUAUAUUGUGAUUGGAGUCAUUAUUGGAGUUAUAGUUAUAAUAUUAAGUAUUAUUGGACUUUUAAUUUAUAAGAAACGUGAAAAUGAAGAAAAUAGGGUCAAAUAUCUUGAGCCUGUUCCAAAUGAAUAGCAAAAUUAAGGUGGUAUAAUCAAAAGGUUCAAAACAUUAUGUUAUUAUAUAUUAUUACUUUCAAUUUAAUUCUUUUUUUUUAUUCAUAAUUCAAACUAAAAGUAUAAUACUAUGAAACAAUACAGUAUCAUUAAUAAUCAAAGCAAGAGUUUUUUUGAUGUUUGUACAAUUUUUACUAUUUGAGAUAUGCAUUGGAAUCAUUCUUUUAUAAGUUAAUUUCAAUUUACGAGAGUAUUU
Molecule: messenger RNA, 1728 nt
Organism: Rhizophagus irregularis DAOM 181602=DAOM 197198
Lineage: Eukaryota; Fungi; Glomeromycota; Glomeromycetes; Glomerales; Glomeraceae
Source: RefSeq, a predicted model, not a curated record